AUGCUUAUUGGCAUCUGUGGAGGCAUUUGCUCGGGCAAAAAGACGGUCGCCCAAUAUCUCGUUGAGCACCACGGAUUCAAACACCUCUACCUCGAGCAACCCAAGGAGGGCUGCACUGCGUCCCACGAGGAUGCGCAGACCCAGGCGUCCUCGUCUGCCGCGGCAGUCGACGGUGCAUUGAGCUUCAGCGCCCUCACCACCAAGAACAGCGGCGGCCACUCGAGUUCUGAUACAUCACUGGCGCUGAGGCCACAAGCACAGCGGCACACAUUCGCCUCCCCUGAAGCGCUCCUCGACUUUGUCACUCUCCGCUGGCGAGGGCGCUUCGUGACAACCGACAUACGCACCGAGGCCGUGCUCGACGUUUUCGUGCGCCGGCCAUUCUUCCUCCUCCUGUCCACUGACGCGCCCCUCACCGUCCGGUGGCGGCGGUUUCAGCAGCGAGCCAGUUCCCCCGGAGAAUCAGGCAUCACCCUCGAGGACUUUGUCUCCCACAGCGACGCUCACCUGUACGACCCUGACGACGGCUUUCAGCCCCUCAUCUCGCGCGCCACGGUCAGGCUGCUCAACACGUCGUCCUCGCUCGCCCACCUGUAUGCCACGCUUGGCAAGCUCGACAUCCCCAACCCCGACCGCCUCCGCCCCGGCUGGGACACGUACUUUAUGGCACUGGCGUCUCUAGCCGCCCAGCGCUCCAACUGCAUGAAGCGUCGUGUCGGGUGCGUCCUCGUCGGGAGGGAGCGCCGCGUCAUCAGCACCGGCUACAAUGGCACGCCGCGAGGGAUCCGCAACUGCGCCGACGGAGGAUGCCCCCGCUGCAACGAGGGGAGCAGCUCGGGCGUCGGCCUCGCCACCUGUUUGUGCAUACAUGCGGAGGAGAACGCCCUCCUCGAGGCGGGUAGGGAGCGAAUCAGGGAUGGCUCCGUGCUCUACUGCGAUACGUGUCCGUGCUUGACUUGCAGCAUCAAGAUCUGCCAGGUGGGCAUCAGCGAGGUUGUGUACGCCCAUGGGUACAGCAUGGACAAGGAGGCCGCAGCCGUGUUUGGUCAGGCCGGCGUCAGGUUGCGGCAGUUCAUCCCGCCACCGAACGGACUGAUUCACCUGGAGAAAAUGGAGCUAUACUGA
This is a messenger RNA of Metarhizium album ARSEF 1941, 1125 nucleotides long. Its product is annotated as Cytidine deaminase. Lineage: Eukaryota; Fungi; Ascomycota; Sordariomycetes; Hypocreales; Clavicipitaceae. The record is from RefSeq and is a predicted model, not a curated record. The transcript is spliced from 3 exons. Bases 1 to 1125 code for a protein of 374 amino acids. Gene Ontology annotation, molecular function: hydrolase activity; zinc ion binding.